AUGGCGACAGCACCGAGCCGUGAGGAGCGAAAGCAGAUGCGACUGCGCGGCGCAGGCAAUCACAAAGUCAAGGACGUCAAUUUCAGUUUUUCCUUUGGAUCCCCAGCUCCUCCAUCCCCGGUUCCUCCGCCUAAAUCUCCGCCAGCGCUUCCUGAGAAGCCCCCGAUAACACCACAGUCGCGUCACUCUAUAACCUCAAACAAACAACUUUCAAUACCAUCUCGAGCAUCUAGCAGGCGCUCAGUAAUCCGUAGCUCUGCGCAGAAACCACAGGAUGGAUCAAUAUAUGAUAUCCCGCCGGAUGAUGACGGGCCAGAGGAGAGGAGCGCAAAGCGGAGACGGAUAAGCAAAUCAUUUGAAAGUUCAGGCCCAGAGAGCUCACCCACUGCACACCGCGCGAGUGUGCGCCAACCGCCGCAACUUAAGCCUGAAGUAGCAGACAAGCAGGCAGACAGGUCCUCAUUAACCAGGCGGACAGCGUCACCUGCUGGAUCCCCCAUAAGAAAUACACCGCCUUUACAGACCAUAAGACCUUCUGUCGAAUUUUCGGUUUCCGCAUCGCCCUCCCUUAGAGCUGGAAGCCAGGAUAACGAUAUCCAAGCACUCAAUAUAACUCAGAAGCAGCCAGCCGGAGCAAAGCAGAGGCGACGAAAGAGGAAAUCAGUAGUUCAGCAUCCGAAGAAGAAACGCAAGAGCUUACUGAAACCGCCUGUAGUCCCCGAGAGUCACGAGGUUGAAGCUGAGGAUGGAAGUGAGCAACUGCAAUCUCCUCCCAAGGACUCGACUCCAGAUGCAGGGUUGGAUCGAGGCGAUUCAGUUCCGCCAAAUGGCCCCAGCGUUCAAGGCGAUGAACCUACGGACUCACCUCGAGAACCAUCUCUCCCAAUUAUUGAGGAACAGGCAGAGGAGAUAUCGGAGCAAGCUGAAGACGGCGAAGGCAAUGGUACUCUAGCAGAUGCCAACCCGGCAGUCGAAGAUGAUGGGGGCGGCUCAGAGUCAGAAAGCCACUUACCAACACCCGAAGCUCAAGAUGUCGAAGCUCAGUCUAUCGAGCCAGAAGUUGUUCAAAGAGAGGAAAACUCGGCUAGGGGACAAGAUAGCCCAGGGAAUAGAGCCACAGCACCGAAGCGUACAAAAAAACGAAAGACGGGGGACCAGGAGGCCAGCUCUCCUACACAAAAGGGAAAAGCUGGCCAGAAGAAAGCCAAGGGUGAGGGACGGUCAACUGUCCCCGUCCGAGUCCAUAGACUUGCCAAUACCUCAGCUCUACAGGAAUGGUCCGAUGAAGAAACUUCUACUCGAUCUACUCCAGCGGAUGGCCGGCAGCCGUCACCCCAGAAUUCGUCCUUGCAUCCUCUACAGAUUCCAUCUCGUAGCGGCGUGAAUGCCGCUGACGUUCUCAGCCAGAUAUGCCGUGAAACACUAGAAAAGACACUAUCAACACUAGAAUCUGCUAUCGAGCGAGAGUCAAAUCGCGCUCGUCAGGUAGAAUGGACUCGGAAACGCAAGGCCGUGGAGGCCUUUGGUGCGGAGCUGGAGGGCAGGCUAUUUGAAAUGAGCGAACUACUGGACAGUAAUUAUGUGCUUGCAAUGCGCCUGAAAAAGGAGAAGAGGGAGGUUUUAGCCCUGAGAAACCAGCUGAUGGAUAUACGAAAAGAGAGAGAGGAGAUAGCUAUUCAAGCAGACGAAGUCAGGAGGAGGUUUUCUGCAGAUGAAAGCGCCAAAACGGAACACGGGACGAUCAAUAAUGCCCUUCACGACCUCCAGCUGGCCGUUGAUAGGAGCCAAAAGAACGCCGGUAAAGAAGACACCAAUGGCUCUACCAAUCCAUUCGUUGGCCUUGAGUUUCUUCUACGAACUGUUUCUCAGGAUGUUUGCUCUUCAUCUUCCGACUUACAGGGCGGCUUAUUGAAUCAAGUCAAAUCAUUCAAUAGCCAGCUGCAAAAGGCUGCCGCGUUAUUAGACCGCAGAGGAUCAUAA
This is a messenger RNA of Nannizzia gypsea CBS 118893, 1980 nucleotides long. RefSeq lists its product as hypothetical. The coding region runs from base 1 to 1980 and encodes 659 amino acids. The transcript has 5 exons. NCBI's taxonomy places the organism in Eukaryota, Fungi, Ascomycota, Eurotiomycetes, Onygenales, Arthrodermataceae. The record is from RefSeq and is a predicted model, not a curated record.